Molecule: messenger RNA, 376 nt
Organism: Papilio machaon (common yellow swallowtail)
Lineage: Eukaryota; Metazoa; Arthropoda; Insecta; Lepidoptera; Papilionidae
Exons: 3
Coding region: 66-362 (98 amino acids)
Source: RefSeq, a predicted model, not a curated record
GCGGUCACCGUGAAAUGCGUUACGAGCUUACAAGUACUUCCCCUCGACCUGUGACUGUGUAGAAAAUGUUGCGACCCGUCACAUACAUGUUUUUGAUUUUCAAUGUUUUAUUACAAACAGUUAGGUGUACACACGUGUUCAACAUGGACCGCGACUUCAGCAAGAUUAAAACGGACCAGAGCCUUGCAGACAGCGUGGGUGAGGUGGUGCGCCGGCUGCAGACGUUCAAGGUGGCGGUCCACCCGCGCAUCCGGCUGUUGUACGCGCUACUGCGGCGGGCUGUGGCGCGCCACGCGCAGCGCCACGCCGCCUCGCUCUACGUGCCGCAAGUUUACCGCGCUACCAACAGCAAGGAGACCUGACACAAUGAAUAUCC